AGGAGCGGAGGUCCAGAGUGCAGCUGUGGGCUAGCGGGAGAGGAUGGUGGGUUCUGGCUUGGCAGCCUGGCACUCCUGAAAAAUUGGGAUCCAGGUGGCAAAGGGAUAGAUGGAUGGCUCCAAGACCAGUCUUGGUUUCCUCGUUUUGCUUUCGAUGGUCUUGUUCAGCGGAACGUCCAGCGACGCUCAUUCUCUUUCCUAUAAUUUCACCAUCGAUCCUCAGCCCAGAGAUGAUCAGCCAUGGUGUGAGGUUCAAGGAGAAGUUGACCAAAAGGUCUUUCUCUCCUAUGACUGUGGUACAGCUAAGAUCAAGUACAUGAGUCCAUUGGGAGAGGAAGUGAAAAGUAUGAAUGCCUGGGAAGCACAGACUGUCACACUCAGAGACACUGGAGACUUGCUCCAGGGGCAGAUGCCUGACGUUACACCGGAGAAUCACACAGACAAGGGCCCUCUGACCCUGCAGGCCAGGAUGACAUGCUGGCGUGAAGACAAUGGACACACCAGUGCAUCCUGGGAGUUUGGCUUCAAUGGACAACUGUGCCUCCUCUUUGAUUCGGAGAAUGGACACUGGACAGUGGUUCAUCCUGGAGGGAGACAGAUGAGAGAGAAAUGGGAGAAUGACAGGGCUGUGACCGACUUCUUCAGGAAGGUCUCCAUGGGAGCCUGUCGGGCCUGGCUUCAGGCUUUCUUAGUGCGCUGGGAGAAAAUGCUGAAGACCUCAGUACCACCGACCACAGUCCCCACUACAGUGCAGCCCACGGCCCCAGCCAGCAACCACAUAACCAAGAUCGUCCUUGUGGUUCUCGCCGUUUUUGUCAUAAUAAGCAUCGUAGCCUGGAUCCUUUACAAGAAGAGGAGACGGUGCUCCCAGGAAGCACGGCAGGUGCUCUGUUGUCCUGAGGACUCAGUCUUUCCUUGGCUGCCUUUGUUUUCCUGGGUUCACUUUAGAGGCAAGAGAUGAGACCCAGGAAUUCGGAGCCUGCCUUCCUGUUAUGAUGACAAGGUGGCUGCACUGUUACUCCAGGUGUUUCUUGACUUCCUACUUUUGCA
Molecule: messenger RNA, 1050 nt
Organism: Capra hircus (goat)
Lineage: Eukaryota; Metazoa; Chordata; Mammalia; Artiodactyla; Bovidae
Product: NKG2D ligand 1-like
Exons: 5
Coding region: 110-961 (283 amino acids)
Biological process (GO): antigen processing and presentation of endogenous peptide antigen via MHC class Ib; immune response; positive regulation of T cell mediated cytotoxicity
Cellular component (GO): external side of plasma membrane
Source: RefSeq, a predicted model, not a curated record